This is a messenger RNA of Calypte anna (Anna's hummingbird), 874 nucleotides long. RefSeq names its product mitochondrial ribosomal protein L17 (gene MRPL17). The record is from RefSeq and is a predicted model, not a curated record. Lineage: Eukaryota; Metazoa; Chordata; Aves; Apodiformes; Trochilidae. Bases 59 to 574 code for a protein of 171 amino acids. Gene Ontology annotation, biological process: translation. Gene Ontology annotation, molecular function: structural constituent of ribosome. Gene Ontology annotation, cellular component: mitochondrial large ribosomal subunit; ribosome. The transcript is spliced from 3 exons.
UGCCCCUCGGCGGCGGCGGCGGUGGUGUCUGUGUCCGUAGGGGCGGAAGGGCGCCGGGAUGCGGCUGUCGGUGGCGGCCGCCAUCUCGCACGGGCACGUGCACCGGCGGCUGGGGCUGGGGCCGCGCUCGCGCCUCGACCUCCUGCGCAACCUGGUGACGGCGCUCGUGCGGCACGAGCGCAUCGAGGCGCCCUGGGCGCGCGCCGACGAGAUGCGGGGCUACGCCGAACGGCUGAUCGAGUACGCCAAGCUGGGAGACACCAACGAGCGCGCCAUGCGCAUGGCCGACUUCUGGCUGACGGAGAAGGAUCUCAUCCACAAGCUGUUCAAGGUGUUGGCUCCCCGGUUCCAACCCCACCCCGGCAGCUACACCCGCCUGCUGCAGAUCCCCAACCGGGAUGGCCUCGACCGCGCCAAGAUGGCUGUCAUCGAGCUCAAAGGGAACCCCUUCCCACCCCUCAUCCAGCGCCAACGUGACAGCGAGAAGACGCUACUCAACCAGCUCCUGAAGGGCUACCGGGAGGACAUGCAGCAGGCAGCAAACCCUCGGGUCCCCGAGGGCACCCCUGUCUAGGCAUUUCCCCCAACCCUACCCUGAGGGAGGCCCCGAGUUGUGCACAGGGAUGGGGCUUGGUGCCAGCUGCCCAUGCACCAGCCAGGGUGUGUCUGUCCUGUUGCUGUCCCUGCCACAGGAAUGGGAGAUGUGCGAGGUUUGAAGGUUGAUCACUUACCUUGAGUUGCCCUGAUGGGGGCACGAGCUCAAGGGUUACUUGUGGCUUCCUGGGGUUUGAGUAUAGCAAGAGAAGGGAAUCAAGCUGGGAACCCUAAUGGCUGGUGUUCUUCAUGUAAAUAAAAUACAUUCAGAAAGUUUGCA